GGAGGAGGAGAAGCCCGGGCGUGUCCUCGGCACCGAGUCCGAAAUCGGUAUCGGCUACUGCCGAUAUGAGUUCGAAAUUCAUAAUCGAUAGUAUGCUACCUAAGUAUCACCAACAGUUCCAUCAUCAACAGUUGUUCUCAAGCGCAAACCCCGGCACAAUCCAGGCUUGCACCACAAGUCCCGCCACCGCAAGUCUAGAAUCGAGUUUAUCCGCGGCUGCAGUCGCGGCCGCGGCAGUGAAUUACGCGCAACAGCACAAUUCUCCUAGCCCGACGGGCUCCAGUCCCCAGCACUCGGGAAGUUCAGCCUCUACGUCACCGGCUGCACGCACCACUUCUAGCAUGUAUCCGUACGUGUCGGCGGCAGCGGCGCAUCAUCAUCAUCAACAACAACAAGCGGUCGCGGCAGCGGCCUUCGGUGCUACAUCCAGCAUGGUGCCAGGCUUCGGUUCGACCGCGGCCUCGAGCGCCGCGUUGGCAGCGGCCGCGGCCGUCGACGCCGCCACCGCCGGUGACAAAUCUUGCCGUUAUACCGCCAGUCUUACCGGGAACGUGGCACCAACGUCCGCCGAUCCGAUGGUAAAUUAUACCCUUAGCCAUCAUCAUCAGAGCGGCGCUACCGCGUCAGCCUCCUCCGCUGUUUCCGCAGCGUCCGCCUCCAUGGCUGCUGCUGCACAGUUCUAUCAUCAGGCCGCCGCUGCAUCGGCUGUCGUUGAUCCUUUGACAUCCUGCCAACAACCUACCACCGGACAACCCAGCAUCUCGGACAUACCACGAUAUCCAUGGAUGUCGAUCACCGUUAUUUCGCUGAAACAUUUUUGGCUAGAAAUUUUGUUUGUUCGGAGCGUGUUGACAUUGAAGACGAGAUUUCCGUUUUGUAAGGUUUUGAGGGAUUCCAAUGCCGAGUGGAAUUUUCAGGCGAAAGUUAACUUGAAACAACUAAGG
Molecule: messenger RNA, 944 nt
Organism: Heterotrigona itama
Lineage: Eukaryota; Metazoa; Arthropoda; Insecta; Hymenoptera; Apidae
Source: the annotation of a GenBank genome assembly